Molecule: messenger RNA, 1911 nt
Organism: Daucus carota subsp. sativus
Lineage: Eukaryota; Viridiplantae; Streptophyta; Magnoliopsida; Apiales; Apiaceae
Product: pentatricopeptide repeat-containing protein At5g27460
Exons: 2
Coding region: 50-1588 (512 amino acids)
Cellular component (GO): mitochondrion
Molecular function (GO): protein binding
Source: RefSeq, a predicted model, not a curated record
AAACAAAACAGAACUCACUUUUCGAACUGCUGAAUGUAGUGAAAAUACCAUGUACAAAACCAUAUAUAAUCACUACAGAACUCGCAUAUACACACAAAUCAGACCAUUAUACACACACACAAACGGACCCUCUUUAACACGCUCCUCUUGCGCUAAACUUGAGCCAUCCACAGCCACAGAAAAUGAUCUUGGGUCCCGAAUUUUUCGGCUUGUUUUUCGGAAACGAAGUGCAACUAUGGUGAUUGAGAAAUGGGUUGAAGAGGGUAAUCGGGUUUCUGGGUCGGAGCUCCGGAGGAUUUCCACGCAGCUUGUUAAGUUUAAGCGCUAUAAACAUGCUCUUGAGAUACUCAACUGGAUGGAGACUCAAGAUAGAUUUCAAAUGACUGCAGCUGAUCAUGCCAUCAGACUUAAAUUGAUCACUGAAGAGCACUCUAUAGAUGAGGCUGAAAAGUAUUUUGCUAGUAUUCCCAGUCCUUCCCAGAAAUAUGCUUUCCUUCAUCUUCUUCGCUUUUAUGUUAAAGAGAAAGAUACUGAGAAAGCCGAAGACCUUAUGACAAAAAUGAAUGACUCAGGGAUGAUUGUUAGCCCUCAUCCGUUAAAUGAGAUGAUGAAGUUGUAUGUAGCUACAUCUCAGUUUGCGAAAGUCGUGUUUGUGAUCCAGCACAUGAAACGAAAUAUGAUACCUCGAACUGUCCUUUCAUACAACCUCUGGAUGACUGCAUGCGCUGAGGUGUCUGGGGUUUCUUCAGUGGAGGUGGUUUUCAAGCUGAUGGAGAUAGACAAACAUGUUGUAGUGGGGUGGAGCACUUUAGCUACCUUGGCUAAUAUCUACUUAAAGGAGGGACUUAUUGACAAGGCUACUUGGGCUGUAAAAGCUGCAGAGAAAAAACUAUCUGCAGUAAAUCACCUUGGUUAUUUGUUUCUCAUGACCAUUUACACCUCUCUGAACAAUAAAGAUGCCAUUCUGCGGCUUUGGGAAGCUUGUAAAAAAGUAGAUAGGAAAAUUACUUGUGCCAACUAUAUGACUGUAAUCUCAUCUCUUGUGAAGCUUGGCCAUAUUUAUGAAGCUGAGGAGAUUUUUACCGAGUGGGAGUCACAAUGUAGGAAAUAUGAUAUCAGAGUCUCCAAUAUACUUCUAGGCGUGUAUAUGAGGAAUGGAAAUACAGAAAAAGCAGAAGCCUUACAUCUUCGGACAUCAGAGAGAGGUGGGCAACCUAACUAUAAAACAUGGGAAAUACUCAUGGAAGGAUGGGUGAAAAACCAAGAAAUGGAGAAAGCUGUUAAUGCCAUGAAAAAAGGGUUUGCUAUGUUGAAGCAUUGUGAAUGGAGGCCAUCAUCAAGCAUAGUAGAGACUAUUGCCCGGCACUUUGAGCUGACUGGAGACAUUGGAGGUGCAACUAGGUAUGUUGGAGUUAUCAAACGUUUUGGUCUUGCAAGUCUGCCGGUUUAUAAAUCAUUGCUUCGGCUGCAUACCUGCAAUCAAAGGCCAAUUGACAAGAUCAUUGUCAUGAUGCAGAAGGAUAAUAUGGAAUUGGACGAAGAAGUGCUCACUCUUAUUCAGUCAACUGAGGUACAAAAAAAUCAGUAGAUUAUGCGAGUAUUGCAGAUUACACCAAGUAGUUAACAGAGCCGUAAAUUUGACAAUCAUUACCAGCAAUCAACAAGUGGUUCUUAUCCUGCUUUUAGUGUCCUCCCCGCAUAGCUAUACGUCCUUUGUUAGGAUCUUGUCAUCUAGUUUAAACUGUCCAAAGCGGGAUUGUUAUGGUCAAAUUUUAGUUGAAAAAUCGGAAACUUUUAACAUGUACCUAGGAGAUCAACAUUGUCCUGUGACAGAGCAAACACAUCCUGACAGCAUUUGUCUAAUAUUUAGCAGAUACUAAGGUUCCGUGUUCUCGGAACUUGAAAGAUCAA